Plasmopara halstedii is the source of this 1356-nucleotide messenger RNA. RefSeq names its product Ubiquitin-like protein. The record is from RefSeq and is a predicted model, not a curated record. Gene Ontology annotation, molecular function: polyubiquitin modification-dependent protein binding; misfolded protein binding. NCBI's taxonomy places the organism in Eukaryota, Oomycota, Peronosporomycetes, Peronosporales, Peronosporaceae. The transcript has a single exon. The coding region runs from base 1 to 1356 and encodes 451 amino acids. Gene Ontology annotation, cellular component: BAT3 complex.
AUGGGGAGGUUCUUGGGCUCGGCACAAUCUACAGCAAGUAGCGAGCGCAAUCGACGGUACGAAAUGCUUGCAGGCGUAAAUGAAGAAGACGAAAAUGUACGUCGCUCAACAGAAGUUGCUACAACUCCCCACGCAGACGACGACGCGCGCGUGGUGGCACCGAGCGUCGCGAGUCGAUUGGCGCCUUUGAGCAGCGACAGUGAGAUUGAUGCAGAGGGAAAGCAACAUAUUAAUAAAGAGGCGAUGGAUCAAGUAGAAAAUGUAGCGGAAGACAAUGAAAUUGGAAUAAAGGAUGAAAGCACGACAGAGGAUGGAGACCAGGAGCCUGUGAAAAACACUGACCCGGAGGCCGUUCACGUCCGCAUUUUGGACCUCAAUGGCAAAUUUUUUAAUAUUUCUUGCCGUCUGGACUGGCACAUUUCUCAAAUGAAACUUAAAGUAUUGGAGUGUACUGAAGUGGCCAUUGCGUCUCAGCGACUCAUCUACCGUGGUAGAGUAUUGGAAGACGAAGCCACAUUAGCCAGUUACAAGGUUGAAGAUGGACAUACCAUUCAUCUCUUUGUAAGAGCUGCACCAACACCCGAUCCUGAGAUAUUAAACGCUGAAGUCAACUCUAGUGGCACUUCUGCUGGGGGUCGAGACGAAAACAUGACGGUCGUAAAUAUUAACAGUGAAAUUGUUUCGUCCGCGGUUUUUCCGUCUGACUCGGCUCGACGUGUAGAUCCAUUAAUGCUCGAUUCUCCAUUGGGCAAUUGUGCUCGUCGUGUGAAGCUCUGGAGCUCGUUCUUGCUUAUUAUAUACACGAUGAAAGUCAUGGGGCAGUUUGCUUUGUUGGCCAAUGACCAGCAGCAACGAGCGGCUCAACAAGAACAGGAAACGGCUGGGAUUAGUGGAACUGAUCGACCUAUAAACCGUUUUGACGAGUAUCCACAGUAUUUUACGCCUGAUCCGCUUAUUGGCGGAAUUGAAUUGAUGAUACACUCUUUUGGUGUGUACAUUGGUUGCGUUGGAUUUAAGGCAGCACAUGACACGGACAUUCGUCCGAUUCGGUUUUAUUGUCGAGGUGUUGUCUGGCUUGCCAUAUUGACCGUGGUAGAGCAGAUUUACACAACCGUACAAAUCUCCAGGUCCGACUUUUCAACUGAGCGAGUGCAAUAUCCGUAUGGUGGACCAGGUCCGACUAAGGAUGACCUUGUUUCGGCUAAUAUUUUUCAAACAGUCAUGCUCAUGGUUAUGUGGAUCAUUGCAAUUCGUCACUCGUAUUCGCACCAGCGAGAGGUGUCAAUUUACAAUCAGUCGUUUGCUGCAGCGGCGAUGAAUGCCGCGCCUCCUGUUCAUUUACCUGAAGUCGUGUAA